This is a messenger RNA of Rhipicephalus sanguineus (brown dog tick), 1846 nucleotides long. It is a transcript of the gene Droj2, whose product is annotated as dnaJ homolog subfamily A member 1. Lineage: Eukaryota; Metazoa; Arthropoda; Arachnida; Ixodida; Ixodidae. The record is from RefSeq and is a predicted model, not a curated record. Gene Ontology annotation, molecular function: ATP binding; Hsp70 protein binding. Gene Ontology annotation, cellular component: cytosol; cytoplasm. The transcript has 7 exons. Gene Ontology annotation, biological process: response to heat; protein refolding. The coding region runs from base 203 to 1405 and encodes 400 amino acids.
UUGCGCAUGCGCAUCUCCGCAGUAUAAGACAAGGCCUGUGGUGAAUCUCUGGAACUUUCUAGACUGUUUCUGAGUCGAUUCGUCAUUCAUUGCUUGGCGAGCUGCUUAUCCCGCUGUUGUGGCGCUUCAUCGGCUGCAACGCUCUUGUGACCUGUCCGUGGACGCCAGUGUGUAUACUAGAAUUUAAGGAAGCUCGACUACGAUGGUCAAGGAAACCGGCUACUACGACAUACUCGGCGUGAAGCCGACCUGCACUCAAGAGGAGCUCAAGAAGGCGUACCGAAAACUAGCGUUGAAGUACCAUCCGGAUAAAAACCCCGCUGAAGGCGAACGGUUCAAGCAGAUAUCCCAGGCCUACGAAGUGCUGUCCAAUGCGGAGAAGCGACGCAUCUAUGACCAGGGAGGGGAACAGGCCAUCAAGGAGGGUGCAGGGAGUGGAGGGGGGGGCUUCUCGGCACCCAUGGACUUGUUUGACAUGUUCUUUGGUGGGGGCAUGGGCCGGCGGCGUGAGAACCGUGGCAAGAACACUGUGCACCAGCUGGGCGUCUCUCUCGAGGAGCUCUACAAUGGGGCCACCAGGAAGCUCUCGGUUCAGCGCUGCACCAUCUGUGACAAGUGUGAAGGUCGUGGUGGGCGCAAGGGUGCGGUGGAGCGCUGCCCCAGCUGCCGUGGCUCGGGCAUGAAUGUGCGCAUCCAGCAGCUGGUGCCUGGCAUGGUGCAACACAUCCAGACCACCUGCCAAGAGUGCAUGGGCGAAGGGGAGCGCAUCAACCCCAAGGACCGAUGCAAGAACUGCAACGCCAAGAAAGUUGUUCGUGAGCGGAAGAUCCUUGAGGUCCACAUCGACAAGGGCAUGGAAGACGGCCAGAAGAUCACCUUCAGUGGCGAGGGUGACCAGGAGCCUGGUCUAGAGCCGGGUGACAUCAUCGUGGUUCUCGACGAGAGGGAACAUGAAGUGUUCAAGCGCAACCGCACCGACCUGAUGAUGCGCAUGGACCUGACCCUGACCGAGGCACUGUGUGGUUUCCAGAAAACUAUCACUACUCUCGACAACAGGACUCUCGUCAUCACCAACCUGCCGGGGGAGGUGAUCAAGAACGGAUCGGUCAAGUGCAUCCUCAACGAAGGCAUGCCUCAGUACCGCAACCCCUUUGAGAAGGGCAAGCUCAUUGUUCACUUUGUGGUGAACUUCCCGGAUCGCAUUGACCCCGCAGUUGUUGGCAAGCUGGAGGCAUUGCUACCCGCACGACAGGAGUGCAUGAUCCCCGACAAUGCAGAGGAGGUGAUCCUGCAGGACCUGGAUCCCGAACAGGAGGCACGGCGCCAGCGCCAGCACAGGGAAGCCUAUGAAGAGGAUGACGAUCACUUCCAUCCACGUGGUGGUGUGCAGUGCCAGACGCACUAGUGUGUGACUCUUUCUUGUGGAGGACAGCCUUUUUAAAGACUCCCUUGGCAACAUGUUCGUCGUCGUGAAAGUGUUGUGCGCGAAGCAACAACAACAUAGGUUCAUUUCAGAUGCACCCCCCCCCCGCCUUUUUUUUUUACUUUUUUUUAACUUUUGCUUUUGUCUGAAUGGUCCCAUCACUAGAGGUAGUUGUAUAUAUUUAGCUUGCAGUGCUCCUGUUGUGAACCAAACUAUUUAUUUGGACCUGUGGGACUGUGUAGGCUGCUGCCUUGAAAGCCGCCUGUGCAGGGCUUUCUGUACUUUUUUUUUUUAACUGGAGAAGUUGUUAUAUACAUUGUACUAAAACAUACGUGAAAAAAACAUUCUUGUGCUUCUUUUUUUUGUCUUCAUGCACAUUUGUUUAUUGCCCAUUGUUGAUUAAAGAUACGCACGUGCCUAAAA